AUGAUCGUGAAAGAAGUGAUCGCACCCCGUGAUGGUGAGAGAGGGAUAAGUAGAAAUCGUUACAGAUACGACCUGGAGCCUUUUGGAGUUCGAAUGAAGGGUUUUUGGUCACUCUCUACUGUUGAGAAGCUUUUGAAGGUUACCAUUCCUUCGCUUUCGCAUGAAUCAGAUGGCCUAAUAUUUCAGGGUCGGGACGACCCCUACGUUCCCCGAACCCAUAAAGGUCUUCUGAAGUGGAAAUAUGCGGAAAUGAACUCACUUGACUUUCUGUUCGAGAUGGAUGAGACUGAUGGGCGAAGAAUGCUCUUCUUGCACGAAAAAGGAAAGAAAAAGCUCAUGGAAGGCUAUUCGGUUGAGUUUAGAGAUGAUGACUCGAACCCGGCCACUUACUCCGGAAAGAUUUUAGAGUGUAGGUGGGAUUCAGAGAAGCAAGUUUGGGUUUACAUGCGGAUCAGAAUGGAUAAACCUACACCAAACGAUAUUGAGAUUGCUCGUGAUAAAAAGUAUAACCGACAACAUCACAGAGGAAGUGCUGCUUCAAGAAAUAAGAGACAUCAUUCGUCUCCCAAUGUACGCAGUAGCGCAGACCGUAUAGGAAUUGACAGUCGAGCGGCUGUGACAUAA
Molecule: messenger RNA, 624 nt
Organism: Camelina sativa (false flax)
Lineage: Eukaryota; Viridiplantae; Streptophyta; Magnoliopsida; Brassicales; Brassicaceae
Source: RefSeq, a predicted model, not a curated record